GCUUUCAAAUAGAGACCGUGUACGUGUGUGAAAAAAAGUGAUGGAUUCCGAAAUCAAUAAAACGAAAAUCCCUUCGAAAAACUUCUCGAUUGAAUCGAUUGUAGGCAUCGAACGCCGAUCCCCGGACAUCGACAUCGAAAACACGAUUCAGGAUUACGAAGACGAUGUGAAAAUAAGUGAUUCCAAAAUGGCAUACUACUUCCAGAAUAAUCGAGUGCCGAAUUUCCCAUUUUUCAUGUAUGAAAAACGGGGUGAUUUCCAAGGGGAGGAAAUGAAACGAGCUAGCCCGGCAAGUGUCAGGAGUGAAUUAGACAGCGAUAGCGCAGAAGAUAGACCACACGAAUCCUUGAGUCCACAAUCAGAACAGAUUACAAAUUCGAGCUCAGCUCCGGAUCCUAACAUCAGGAGGUACAGAACUGCAUUCACAAGAGAACAGUUGGCGCGUUUAGAGAAAGAGUUCAUGAAAGAGAACUAUGUCUCCAGACCAAGAAGGUGUGAGCUAGCUGCUCAGUUACAACUACCAGAGUCUACAAUCAAAGUAUGGUUCCAAAACCGAAGAAUGAAAGACAAAAGACAGCGCAUCGCGGUAGCUUGGCCAUACGCGGCUGUUUACAGCGACCCAGCGUUCGCAGCGUCAAUCCUUCAAGCCGCUGCCUCAUCUGUUGGCUUACCGUAUGGAUAUCCCAGCCCGGCUAUGAUACCACCUUUCCAUAACCCACUACCGACUGGCUACCCAUACCCAUACCCAUAUCCACGCUAUCCCUACAUUCCCCCCACACCACCUUCUCCUGUAAACCCGGAAUCAUCGUUACGACCAUCGUAUAACUUCAAUUUAAAUGUUGAUAAAUAAGUAUAUUUAAUCUAUAGUUCGUCCUCAGACUAAUGUUAGAAAUAGACCGAGAGCCAGGGACUAUAAAGACCUCAUAUAUUUAAAUAUUCCUCCUAUACACAUUUUGUAUUUUAUAUUGAAAUAAGUACAACUAUUUUAGUAUGGAGUACUAAAUAAUGUCGGUAACUAUCUUACUAAGUUAAAUUACUGAUGUUAUUUGCUUUUCAACUGUAGCAUCGAUUAUACCAAAUGGAUGAAUCAAAAUCCGAAUAAAUGGAGUUUUUUUUAGUCUGUGGGCGUAGUUAAGGACAUUUUAAUUUGUAAAUAAAUAGUAUAAUGUAACUUAUUUAAAUAUGACCAGUGCUUACUCGAAACUAUUAUUAUAUACGUUACAUGAAACUUAAAA
Molecule: messenger RNA, 1235 nt
Organism: Leptidea sinapis
Lineage: Eukaryota; Metazoa; Arthropoda; Insecta; Lepidoptera; Pieridae
Product: segmentation protein even-skipped-like
Exons: 4
Coding region: 41-850 (269 amino acids)
Biological process (GO): regulation of transcription by RNA polymerase II
Cellular component (GO): nucleus
Molecular function (GO): RNA polymerase II cis-regulatory region sequence-specific DNA binding; DNA-binding transcription factor activity, RNA polymerase II-specific
Source: RefSeq, a predicted model, not a curated record